Molecule: messenger RNA, 2085 nt
Organism: Mustela lutreola (European mink)
Lineage: Eukaryota; Metazoa; Chordata; Mammalia; Carnivora; Mustelidae
Product: E3 ubiquitin-protein ligase RNF167-like
Exons: 1
Coding region: 288-1448 (386 amino acids)
Biological process (GO): ubiquitin-dependent protein catabolic process; protein ubiquitination; positive regulation of DNA-templated transcription
Cellular component (GO): nucleoplasm; cytoplasm
Molecular function (GO): ubiquitin protein ligase activity; zinc ion binding
Source: RefSeq, a predicted model, not a curated record
AGGGCGCCGACUUGCACAGUGGGAAACCGUGGGAAACCGUUUUAUCCCGGAAACAGGAAGCCGGCCCCCUGGCUGGAGGUCUCGCUUCCUUGACCGCUCCUGCUCUUCCAGGAGUUUAUCUGUCAUUUGUGCUUGCCUUUGCUCCCUUUCCUUGUUGUAUCCUUACAGUAGAAAAGAAUUCUCGUAGUGUCUCCCCCACUACCUCCGCUGAACCGGUUGGAUAUCUCAUUCCCGGAGCUGGGGUUCCUGCCGCACGCCCCUAGGUAGCUGGGAGGUGGGGCCUGGGGAUGUCUGGACUCUGGACUCCUGGAACAUUGAAGGAAGGGCGGAGAGGGCACAGAAUCCGCCUUCUGCGUCUGCUACCAGACGCGGCCUCCCCCUCCGCCAUGCACCCCUUGGCCUUCCUGCUUUGCACGCUUGUAGCCACUUUGCUGUGGGGAGUGGUCCCCAUCCAGGGGCUCGUUCGAGCGAUUUCUGACCACAAUAACAGCAUGGACUUUGCAGACCUUCCAGCUCUUUUUGGGUCUGCCUUGAGCCACGAGGGACUUCAGGGGUUCCUUGUGGAGGCUCAGCCGGCCAACGCCUGCAGCCCAGUUGCUUCGCCACCCCCAGCUGCGGUCAACGGGUCAGUCUUUAUUGCACUUCUUCGGAGAUUCGAUUGCAACUUUGACCUCAAGGUCCUAAAUGUUCAGAAGGCUGGGUAUGGUGCAGCUGUGGUACACAAUGUAAAUUCCAACGAACUUCUGAAUAUGGUGUGGAACAGUGAGGAAAUCCAGCAGCAGAUCUGGAUCCCGUCUGUGUUUAUUGGGGAAAGGAGUUCCAAGUACCUGCGUGCUCUCUUCGUCUACGAGAAGGGAGCUCAAGUGCUCUUGGUCCCAGACAGUAACUACCUCCUGGGCUUCUGUCUCAUCCCUUUCACAGGGUUUAUGGGACUGCUGAUUUUGGCCAUGGGAGCAGGGCUGAUAGUUCGUUUUAUCCAUCACCAGAAACAGCUCCAGCAGAAUCGGCUGACCAAAGAGCAACUGAAGCAGAUUCCUAUACAUGACUAUCAGAAAGGAGACCACUACGACGUCUGUGCCAUCUGCCUGGACGAAUAUGAGGAUGGAGACAAGCUGAGGGUACUUCCCUGUGCUCAUGCUUAUCACAGCCGCUGUGUGGACCCCUGGCUCACUCAGACCCAGAAGACCUGCCCCAUCUGCAAGCAGCCUGUUCACAGGGGUCCUGGAGAAGGGGAGGAGGAGGAAGCAACUCAGGGGCAAGGGGGUGAUGAAGAAGGGGAGCCAAGGGACCACCCUGCCACAGAACGGACCCCCCUUCUGGGCUCCAGCCUCACACUUCCCACAUCCUUUGGCUCCCUAGCCCCAGCCCCCCUUGUUUUUCCUGGGUCUUCAAUAGCUCCAUCACCAUCUCCAUCCUCUUCUUCCUCUUCUGCUGUGGUCCUGAUCUGAUACCCUUCUCCAGCUCCCCUCUCCUCUUGAGACCUCAUUGCAUAGUCCCUCUUCCUCCUUUCUGUCUUCCCCUUUGAGGGAUAGGGGACAUUUCCACCCCAGGUUUCUUUCUCCCUUACCCAACCUUAUCCUUUUGAGGGGAAUGGGUGUAGAAAGGGACGGGGUCCUCACUUACUGGGUUAAUAAAAUUGUAUUUUCUGGAAUUAAAAAGAACGUAUUCAGAAAGCUGUCAAAAACAAUUUGAAAGAAUGUACUUUUAUAGUUUGUGUCAAGGAUAAAAAAACGAGAGACAUUAUUUUAAAUCACUCAGAGUAUCUUAAAUUUACUUUGGGAUAUUAACAUUUCAUAUUUGGCCUCAGUGCAAUUUCUCCUAUCUGUGAAAAUUUCAGUGAAUUUCUUUCAACCAUUUUUGAGAGGGGUGAAUAUAAAUUGAGUAAUCUACACUUAUCUAAAUGUUUGUCAUCUCUUAAUGCUUAAAGAGUGCAAAACUUUUGAAAUGUCUAUGUGGUCAUGACAAAAAAAUAACUAAGUUGUAGGUCACCUGUUCUCUGCUCUUCUUCUGUGUUAAGUGGUUAUGUAAAUAUAACAGAUUUAAUUGGUUUAUAGCAUGUGGUCAUUUAGAGUUCAAAUAUGGUGA